Molecule: messenger RNA, 4524 nt
Organism: Cyanidioschyzon merolae strain 10D
Lineage: Eukaryota; Rhodophyta; Bangiophyceae; Cyanidiales; Cyanidiaceae
Product: similar to DEAH-box RNA helicase Dhr1
Exons: 1
Coding region: 1-4524 (1507 amino acids)
Biological process (GO): maturation of SSU-rRNA from tricistronic rRNA transcript (SSU-rRNA, 5.8S rRNA, LSU-rRNA)
Cellular component (GO): intracellular anatomical structure; nucleolus
Molecular function (GO): ATP binding; ATP hydrolysis activity; RNA binding
Source: RefSeq, a predicted model, not a curated record
AUGAUCGAGGCGACUGCCGUAGAGGUAGAUCGUGAAGGGAAUCAUGGUCAGCGUAACCGGUGGCACCGCGUUCCAAAGCGCAGACGUCAAGCAGUUCCCGCUGCAGCGUUGAAGGAAAACGCCCAGCGCCGACAGGAGACCGCCGCGAAACGUGGCCUAGAGAGGCACGCCGAACGAGAGCGAUAUUUUGCCAUUCUUGGAUCACAGAUGCUUUCAAGCUCAUUACGGGACCAGUUACUACCUUCGCAAGCACUUAGUGGACACAAACGACGACGCGCCGGUCCCGAGGUGGCUUCGCACCCGCACCCGCCUGAGCGAACGGAGGCCGAACGCGCGCCGACGCCCACGGCGACAGCUCCGAAGCACUUGUCGCAGGCACCGGUUCAGAAGCGAUUUCGGUCGCGUCAGCACCAGACCCCGGCAGCCUUGGCGGCACGUAUUGGCAGCGAUCCAGAGCCUGGUACAGACACCCCGCCCGAGUGCUCAAAAGCAAAUGCUCGUACGAGCGUUGUGGUGCGGUGUGAAAGUGGUCACCCAGUUUCUAUGCCGGAACCCAAAGAUACACAGAAUCUCUGUGAAAUGCCGUCACAUGCCCAUUCAGAUGUCAUGGUGGACCGCACGGACGCUACACUGAAUACACUGGCGGGUAUUGCAGUGUGUAGCCCGUCGUCGGCGCUGUCCAUCGACACGCGUCUUCAAACGUCUUGCGAAACAACACGCCGCGCGAGUAAUGUAUCAUCAUCAUCAUCAUCAUCGUUGAUGCUAGCUCCAUCCAUAACAGACGUAGACAAUGGGCGGACCACUGCAGAACAGACAAGUACUGGGAAACUGUCGCUCGCCUUGGUAUCGCUUCCGAAUCAAGGCGCAUACUGUCAGCACCUGUACCAGCAUCGGCAGGAAAUGCUAGCCCCUGUACAUCAUGAAGACGACGAUGGGUACGCCGCGGUGGUGCCGGUUGCCCACGGAUUACCUGCUGCCGCGUACCGGCGGGAUUCUGUCGCGGCGCCUGCACCUCGCUCCUUCUAUGUGACACUGGAACGGACAGCAGACAUCCAGACACGUCGAGCGUCUCUGCCCGUAUUCGAAUUGGAGCAGGAAUUCAUGGAGAUGGUCCGCGAUCGCGAUGUUGUCAUCGUGGUCGGCCCAACAGGCUCUGGGAAAACAACCCAGAUACCGCAGUUUCUUUACGAGGCUGGGUACGGGCAUCCCGACGAGCGGCGCCGACCCGGUGGUUCAGUUGCAAUUGUCCAGCCACGACGUCUGGCAGCAGUCUGGUGUGCAGAGCGCGUUGCCUCAGAGCUAGGAACAGAAAUUUUACGACAAACGCGAGAAGACGAGACGGGCGGCGUGAGGCAACCUGUCCAACUCGGCGUCCAGGUAGGAUAUCAUGUUCGCCACGAUCGAAAAGUCCAUGACGAGCACACCCGGCUUGUUUUCGUUACCGACGGUAUUUUGCUCCAACAGCUAGCGGAGGACAUUGCUCUUCGACACUUUGGAUGCGUUGUUCUCGACGAAGUACACGAAAGGAGCAUCCAAAUGGAUUUGCUCCUGGGACUUCUCAGUCGAACGGUUCGCCUGCGACGUUCACCCGCCUGGCAAUCAGCGUAUCCAAAUAUCGGACCUCUCAAGCUAAUUAUCAUGUCUGCGACGGUUGAUGCAGAAUCCCUGGCGCGGCAUCCUAGACUCUUUACGAGCGCGACAUCAGCGAUGCUUGCGAAACUGCCCAGUGGUAGCGUACCGGAAAUGCCGAGGUCGCCUGCGACACGCUCGGAGGCAUUGCGGGUGUCAUCAUGCGCAAUCAGCGAUGUGCCUUCGGUAUCGAGCGAGGCGACUCUGUGCUGCUUCGCGAAAGCUUCGGAUGCGGGUGUGUCUUCACCUGAUGCUGAGGCUCAUCUGCUGCCAGCCGUCGCUCCACAGCAUGCAGGCAGCGAUGCGCUGGAUACGCGUCAUACGCAACCGGCGAGUGUUGCGGCACUGCAGGCACUACGCGCUGCAGCAGAAGCUGAUGCAGCCAUAGCGGCAGGACGUUCCGCGGGCGACAAACCAGAAGCCGGCGCUGCUUCAGCGCCAGCAGUGCUGGUUGUUCCUGGACGUCAGUAUCCUGUCACCAUCCACUUUGCUCGACAGACGCAUCGUGACUACAUCGCUGCUGCCUGCGAGAAAUGUCUCAAAAUUCACCAACGCUUACCUGCGGGCCAUAUUCUGGUGUUCCUCCCGGGUCGCCGGGCCAUCGCACAGCUCUGUGCUUCCUUGCGAAAGGCGUGCCGAGGCACCUGCGAACGCCCACUUCAUGUCAAACCUUUAUACGCGGGAAUCUCCCGGGUCGCCCAGGAGGCGCUCGAGCACGCCGUUCACGGAACGGAGCGGGUGUGCAUCGUCGCAACGAAUGUUGCUGAAAGCGCCAUCACGAUUCCCAACGUUCGCUACGUCGUAGACAGCGGACUCGUGCGGCGAGUCAUGACCCAUGCGUACAACAGCGAGGGCGUCUCGCUGCACCAAGUCACCUGGACAAGUCAAGCCUCUGCGCAACAGCGAGCUGGCAGAGCCGGACGCACCGCUCCCGGGCACUGUUAUCGCCUCUAUUCUGUCGCAACAUUUGUGAACCUCUUUCCGGCAACGGAUACUCCCGAAAUCCAACGCAUGCCGUUGGAAUCGGUGCUGCUGUUUCUGAGCCGCCUCGGCAUACGCCAUCCAUUGCGCUUUCCCUGGGUAACGACACCAGGAGCAGCCGCGCUGCGCAAAGCGCACUGGGUUCUCCGGGUGCUCGGAGCCGUCCAGGACGAGCGUGCUUCUCGCCACGUGACCAGUCCGUCGGUUGAAGAGCGCGCCUUGGCGGCACCGAGCGCUGCACCAGAUGACCUGUCGCUGGAAGCGCCUACACCACUGGGGAUCGCCAUGGCCCGCGUACCGGUAUCGGCUCGGCUGGCAAGAUUGCUUUUCUGGGUGCGUGACCACAGUCCAGACGCUAUUCGGUACGGGAUCCGCCUUGUUGCCCUUUUGAGUGUACGUGAAAUCAUGAGCAGCGGCAGCGGCAGCGGCAGCGGCACGUUACCACUUGCGAACAAGGACUCAUCAGAGAGUGCAUCUGGGGGCCGUUAUGCUUUUCGCCGAGCGCUCUAUCAUCCACAGAGCGAGCUGCUUACCAAACUUCGGUUCCUGGGUGCUGCUGAAUACGCUUGGCGAGCGGAAGGCGGCUUCCGUGCACUCACUCGAUUUUGUGCAUUGUACGGUCUGCAGGAAUCCACUGUUCGAGAAGCGCUCCUCAUCGUGCAACAGUUGGAGCGGCGCGCAGACCGCUUCCUGGGCAAGCAGUGCUUGGAUGAUCUCGCUCCUAAUGGAACAGCAGAAACUCGACCAGAGGGAUCCGAAACAGACGGUUGCAAGCGUCCGCAGGAUGUGCGAGAUCUCGCUGCAGGGUGCUUUUGUGGCAGCGAGCCGGACCCCAUGAUCGACGAUGACGAUACGGAAACAGAGGCGGACAACGACAACGACGACGGGAUCCCGUUCCAGGAUCCCAGUGUCCACGUAUCCAAGGGGCAACGACGAGGUUUCGUUUGCCGCUGGGGCGAUGAACCGCUGCGGCCUCCAUCACCAGAACAGGAGCAGACGCUUUGUCGUGCCCUGCUGGCGGCCUUCCCGGACCAGGUAGCGCGGCGAAUGCAUACAGAGGAGGCCAAGGAUUGGCGGCAACAGCACUCUGGAGUGCGUACGAAUGGAGUCCUUUUCCGCUGCCCGGUCUGGGAAACAAAGGAUUGCGAGUCGGUCGAGGGAGUCGUGGCGCGUGUGUCACCGUGCUGCCCGGUGGAUGUCUCUGGUGAUGAAGUUCAGUACCUCCUGUAUACCGAAGUAACGCUCGAGGAGCUGGAACCUUCACCGGACCCGGCCACAAAGUCUCCUGCUACUGUGGCAACCCUGCGAGGCUCGACGCGUAUCGAACCCGCCUGGUUAACGACGCUGAAUCAUCCGUGCUUGGUACGCUAUGGAGACGUCGUUGCGGAACCUGCUCCAAAGUAUGAUGCAGAAGCGGAUCAGGUGAUGGCCUGGGUGCGCUGUCUCUACGGUCGAGAGGCCUGGACCUUGCCCCUCUGCUGGAUGCCGCUUCCAGCGUUUACACAGGACCCCUUGGACGGGCAGAUAGAGGAUCAGCGGGAGCGCAGGAUCUGUAUCUUCGCCAGGGCACUACUAGAGCGACAAGUGCUACCGCGUCUUCCUCCGCCGGCUAUUCAGCAUGCAUUACAACCGUCACCUGCUGUGCUCACCUGGGGUCUCGAGCACGGCGAACGGUCUACAUCUGGGGAUCGCCACUGUAACUUGGGGUAUAGGCGGCAUCGGGCGGCCGUUCUCCUGGUGACAGCUCUCAAGCGGUACGACAUCACGAGCCGGCAGGCGUUGUUUCGGCAGUGGCGACGCGACCCCUUCUACCUCCGCUAUGAGUUUCUCUUAUGGGUGCCAGCCGCACAUCAGGGCAUGAUCCAGCAGCAGUGGACAACACUUACACAGCAAGAUGCAGGUUGUUCGGUCUGA